Molecule: messenger RNA, 1915 nt
Organism: Bursaphelenchus okinawaensis
Lineage: Eukaryota; Metazoa; Nematoda; Chromadorea; Rhabditida; Aphelenchoididae
Source: the annotation of a GenBank genome assembly
AUGGGACAAACACUCAGUGAGCCGGUUACGACGAAGGAAUCGUCGGUAUGCCAAUCCAAGCUGUACAAUGUUGCUUCUUGUGCUAUGCAAGGAUGGAGAAUUUGUAAGUUUCUUUGCUGACUUCUUUGAAUUUUUAUUUAUAAACAGAUUCGGAUCAUCUGAUAAGUUUCUAAUGUUACAUGAUAAUAAAGUACGGCUUUCUUGAUUUGUAGAAAUUAAUAACGCAUUUAUAAUUUGUCUUAAAAAUUAAUAUGAAGAGUUUUAAAAUUGUGUUUUAAUGUGAUGUUUUAGCUAUGGAAGAUUCUCACACACAACUCUUGAGUUGCCCUGAUGAUGAAAAAGCCGCUUUCUUUGCCGUUUAUGAUGGCCAUGGUGGUGCACGAGUUGCCCAAUUUGCUGGAAUGCAUUUACACAAACGUGUGGUUGGAAACGAGGAUUUCGGUAAGUUAAUAGUUUUUACCUAAAGUUUUAUUAACAGCAUUAUUACACUUUUUUAGACAACGUAUAUAUUUCUGAAGGUAUUUGAUUCUAGGACUGUAUGUUUAAGCUUUUAAUGUAACUUUCAUAACAAUUCCGUUUUAGCUAAGGGCGAUAUUGCCUCGGCCAUCCGAAACGGUUUCCUCAAGAUUGACGAAGAUCUGAGGAACGAUGAAGAGACGAAGGAACAAAUGUCAGGAACGACGGCUGUUACAGUACUGAUCAAGGACGGCAAGAUUUACUGUGGAAACGCUGGAGAUUCGAGAGCAGUUCUGUGUGAACAAGGAAAGGCCAUUCCAUUGUCUUUUGAUCACAAACCAACGAAUGACGAGGAAACACAACGUAUCGUCGCUGCCGGUGGAUGGGUCGAAGCGGGGAGAGUUAAUGGUAAUCUCGCUUUAUCUAGGGCUCUUGGUGAUUUUAUCUUCAAGACUGGAGAACAUAUUAAACCAGAGGAACAAGUUGUUACAGGUACGGCUGUUUUUAUUUAUUUGGUAUAUUUUUUGUACUACUUUAAUGAGAAACAGGAUUUUUAAGGUUAAAGUUAUCUAAUUUUUCGUUUAGCAUAUCCGGAUGUAGUUGAAGUUGAGUUGACACGGGACCAUGAAUUUAUUGUCCUCGCUUGUGAUGGUGUUUGGGACGUUUUGACAAAUGAGCAAGUGGUUUGGUUUGUACGAAACCGAUUGGCUUCAGGAGUCACUCCUGACAAGGUAAUUCAGCUUUAUCUUCUUUUUUUAAAUAAGUUUAGUAUUUUGUGAUUUAUAAGAUGUAUUGGUUACCUUUAUCUUUUACCUUUUAUUAUUAUUAUAUAUAAAGCCUUUAUUUAGAUCUGCGAAGAAUUGCUGAACCGUUGCCUAGCUCCAGACUGCGAGAUGACCGGAGUUGGCUGUGACAACAUGACAGUAGUAUUAGUUUGUCUGUUGCAAGGUGACACACCUGAAGAAUACCUGGAACGAGUGAAACGCAAGUCGAUUGUUGACGAGCACGAGUUUGGAGAACUGUACCAGAAACCCCCAGGUGGAAGUAUGCCGAACUCAGAAGCCGAACUUCUGAAAAGCAUUCAACAGCAAAUCACGAUGCAAUUGAUAGGACGAAUGGAUGACUACGGCUUGGAUGAUGCAGGUGACAGUCAUUCCCACGAAUCUGAUGACAUUCAAGAAAUAGAUGACGAAGACACUGACAAGAAGGAGGAGAAGUCAGAAGAGGAGGAGAAGAAGAGCAAAGAAGAUUUUGUGACACCGUCACAGUCGCCAGAAUCCGUCGAAGACAAGAGUUCAGCUCAAACCCUCGGUAGGUAUUCUCAAGUUAUAAAUGAUAUUGCUUAUAUUUAUUUUGUACUAUUUUGAAUAAUAUGUAUGUUGUUUUAGGUGACGAUGCUCCUCCAUCAGAGUUCAUGGUGCCAGCGGCCGCCAUUAAAGACGACACGAAAAAGGAAUGA